Molecule: messenger RNA, 606 nt
Organism: Vicia faba (fava bean)
Lineage: Eukaryota; Viridiplantae; Streptophyta; Magnoliopsida; Fabales; Fabaceae
Source: the annotation of a GenBank genome assembly
AUGGAAAACCCUCUUCCAUCUCCUCCAAACCCUAACAAUGCCCAACUUCCCACCGAAGUAAACGACGACAUCGACGAACAAGUAGCUGAAGAAGAACAUGACGACGAAGAGCAACGAGGAGAAGUCGAAACCCUAGAAAACCAAAACCAACAAGCCGUCGUGGAAGUUUCAAAUCCAACUGCGGCUUCGACCGAGACUGUCAAAGCUAACAGUGUUGAGGAAAUAGAAACUAACAAUGAAGAAGAGGAAGAUAUCGAUUUGGAAGACGAGCUUGUUAAGAAGCUUCUAGAGCCUUUCACGAAGGAGCAAUUACACGCUCUCGUGAAGCAAGCGAUUGAGAAGUAUCCCGAUCUAUCGGAGAAUGUUCAUUCGCUGCCUGAUGUAGACCCAACUCAAAGGAAAACUUUCAUUCAUGGACUUGGAUGGGAUGCAACUUCCAAAACCCUAACCAGAGUGUUUCACAAAUACGAUGAAAUUGAAGACUGUAAGGCGGUUACUGAUAAAACAUCUGGAAAAUUGAAGGGUUAUGCUUUUAUGAUAAAGUGUUGUGUUUCAUAUGCAACGAGUGAGGUAGGGGUGUUCGCGGUGCGGUUUGGGCGGUUUUGA